GCAGAGGUCGCCGGCCCCGCCCCCAGAGGGACAGGGGCGGGGCGAGCGCGCCGGAGCCGAGGGGGUGGGACGCAGGAAGGGCUGGGAGGAGGUGAGCUGGGCGUUGAGGAGCUUGCGACUGCUGCUGUGGCCCGCGCCAUGUCCGCUCGCAACUUGGGCACGGAGCUGGACCUUAGCUGGAUCUCCAAAAUACAGGUGAAUCAGCCAGCAGUUCUGAGGCGUGCAGAGCAAAUCCAGGCUCGCAGAAUGGUGAAAAAGGAGUGGCAAGCUGCUUGGCUCCUCAAAGCUGUUACCUUUAUAGAUCUUACUACACUCUCAGGUGAUGACACAUCUUCCAACGUUCAAAGGCUUUGUUAUAAAGCCAAGUAUCCAAUCCGGGAAGAUCUCUUGAAAGCUUUAAAUGUGCAUGAUAAAGGCCUUACUACAGCCGCUGUUUGUGUUUAUCCCGCACGAGUGUGUGAUGCUGUGAAAGCACUGAAGGCAGCCGGCUCCACCAUCCCAGUGGCUUCGGUGGCCACUGGCUUUCCAGCUGGACAGACUCAUUUAAAAACACGAUUGGAAGAGAUCAGAUUGGCUGUGGAAGAUGGAGCUACGGAAAUUGAUGUGGUAAUUAACAGGACCUUGGUGCUGACAGGCCAGUGGGAAGCCCUGUAUGAUGAGAUUCGUCAGUUUCGCAAGGCCUGUGGGGAGGCUCAUCUCAAAACCAUCUUAGCAACAGGAGAACUUGGAUCUCUUACUAAUGUCUAUAAAGCCAGUAUGAUAGCAAUGAUGGCAGGAUCAGAUUUUAUUAAGACCUCUACUGGAAAAGAAGCAGUAAAUGCCACUUUCCCGGUAGCUAUAGUAAUGCUACGGGCCAUUAGAGAUUUCUUCUGGAAAACUGGAAACAAGAUCGGCUUUAAACCAGCAGGAGGCAUCCGCAGUGCAAAGGAUUCCCUUGCCUGGCUCUCUCUCAUAAAAGAAGAGCUAGGAGACGAAUGGCUGACGCCAGAACUCUUUCGAAUAGGUGCCAGUACUCUGCUUUCUGACAUCGAGAGGCAGAUUUACCAUCAUGUGACUGGAAGAUAUGCAGCCUAUCACGAUCUUCCUAUGUCCUAAAUCAGACCGAUUCCAGAAAAGUUCUUUACAACGAUGUUUAAAAUGUGUUUUUCUACAUAACUGCUAAAAUUAUUUAGUUAAAAUAUGAGGGAACGAAUAGGUAA
This is a messenger RNA of Herpailurus yagouaroundi (jaguarundi), 1199 nucleotides long. It is a transcript of the gene DERA, whose product is annotated as deoxyribose-phosphate aldolase. The record is from RefSeq and is a predicted model, not a curated record. The coding region runs from base 139 to 1095 and encodes 318 amino acids. Gene Ontology annotation, biological process: carbohydrate catabolic process; deoxyribonucleotide catabolic process. NCBI's taxonomy places the organism in Eukaryota, Metazoa, Chordata, Mammalia, Carnivora, Felidae. Gene Ontology annotation, cellular component: cytoplasm. The transcript is spliced from 9 exons. Gene Ontology annotation, molecular function: deoxyribose-phosphate aldolase activity.